CCCAUCCCACUGUAGUCAUAAUUUGUAGCUAGCAAUCCAAGCUAGCUAGUUAUCCGAAGAUGGCGGCUUGUAGACGUGUUCCUCUAAUGCUUUUGAUGUCUGUCCUUUUGUAUAUGCAUCCCAUUCGAGGACAGAAAUCUGCGAACAGUGUAAUCGCCAAUACUGCAGUUAGGGUUAAUAUCCAGGCUCAAAACCAAGGCGCAGUGCCGGCUGCUGUAAAUGGAGGUUCUCCAGUCGUCGCGGCCUCGCCACCUCGUAGACGGAGCAGCGGCUGGAAGCUGGCCGAAGAGGGGGCUUGUCGGGAGGACUUGACCAGGCUUUGUCCAAAACAUUCCUGGAACAAUAACCUGGCUGUGCUUGAGUGCCUCCAGGAUAGGAAAGAGGAAACCGAGAUCGCUGCUGACUGCAACCAUCUCCUGUGGAACUACAAGCUGAACCUGACGACUGACCCCAAGUUUGAGUCUGUGGCUGUGGAGGUGUGCAAGACCACCAUCACUGACAUAAAAGAAUGUGCGGCGGAGGAGAGAGGAAAGGGCUACCUGGUUUCCUGCCUGGUGGAUCACCGCGGCAACAUCACGGAGUACCAGUGUAACCAGUACAUCACCAAGAUGACCAGCAUCGUGUUCAGCGACUACCGCCUCAUCUGUGGCUUCAUGGGCAAUUGUCGCGAGGACAUCAACAGCCUGCACUGUGGCAGCAUAUCCACCGGCGAGAAGGACGUGCACUCCCAAGGUGAGGUGAUAGCAUGCCUGGAGAAGGGUCUGGUCAGGGAGGCAGAGGAGCAGCCCGGGGUCCAUGCCAUCAGGCCUGACUGUAAGAAGGCCAUCAUGCGUGUGGCCGAACUCUCCUCAGACGACUUCCACCUGGACAGAUACCUCUACUUUUCCUGCCGGGAGGACCGUGAGCGCUUCUGUGAAAAUACUCCAGCCGGAGAGGGCAGAGUCUACAAGUGUCUCUUCAACCACAAGUUUGAGGAGGCCAUGUCUGAAAAGUGCAGAGAGGCCCUGACCACGCGUCAGAAGCUGAUUACCCAGGACUACAAGGUGAGCUACUCCCUGGCCAAGGCCUGCAAGACAGACCUGAGGAAGUACCGCUGCAGUGUGGACACCAACAUGCCCCGCGCCCGCGAGGCCCGCCUGUCCUAUCUGCUGCUCUGUCUGGAGUCUGCCGUACACAGAGGUCGUACGGUGAGCGGUGAGUGUCAGGGAGAGAUGUUGGACUACAGGAGGAUGUUGAUGGAGGACUUCUCUCUGAGCCCUGAGAUUGUGCUGCACUGCCGUGGGGAGAUCGAGGCCCACUGCUCCGGCCUACACCGCAAGGGACGCACCCUGCACUGCCUCAUGAGGGUGGGCCGAGAAGACAUGGGCACCAUCGACAACCUCUGCCAGAAAGCUCUCCAGACCCUGAUCCAGGAGGCUGAUCCUGGGGCAGACUACCGUAUUGACCGGGCCCUGAACGAGGCUUGUGAGUCUGUCAUCCAGACCGCCUGCAAACACAUCCGCAACGGAGACCCCAUGAUCCUGUCUUGUCUGAUGGAGCACCUGUACACCGAGAAGAUGGUGGAGGACUGUGAACACAGGCUGCUGGAGCUGCAGUACUUCAUAGCACGGGACUGGAAACUGGACCCCAUCCUCUAUAAGAAGUGCCAGGGCGAUGCCUCCCGCCUGUGCCACACCCACAGCUGGAACGAGACAAGUGAGAUGAUGCCACCUGGUGCCAUCUUCUCCUGUCUGUACCGCCACGCCUACCGCACAGAAGAGCAGGGACGGCGGCUGUCCCGGGACUGUAAAGUGGAGGUGCAGCGUAUCCUCCACCAGAGGGCGCUGGAUGUGAAGCUGGACCCCGAGCUGCAGAGACGCUGUAUGACUGACCUGGGGAAGUGGUGCAGUGAGAAGACUGAGUCUGGACAGGAACUGGAGUGUCUACAGGACCACCUAGAGGAGCUGGUGUCAGAGUGCAGGGAUGUGGUGGGCAACCUGACUGAACUGGCGUCUGAGGACAUUCAGAUUGAGACCCUGCUGAUGAGAGCCUGUGAGCCAGUCAUCCAGUCGCACUGUCACGAGGUGGCAGAUAACCACAUCGACACGGGGGAUCUGAUGGAGUGUCUGGUGCAAAACAAACACCAGAAGGAGAUGAACGACAAGUGUGCUGUGGGAGUCACACACUUCCAACUGGUCCAGAUUAAGGACUUCCGUUUCUCCUACAAGUUUAAGAUGGCCUGCAAAGAGGAUGUGCUCAAACUCUGCCCCAACAUCAAGAAGAAGGUGGACGUAGUGCUCUGUCUAAGCACCACAGUGAGGAACGACACUCUUCAGGACGUCAAGGAGCAGCGUGUGUCUGUCAAGUGUCGUAAGCAGCUGAGGGUGGAGGAGCUGGAGAUGUCUGAGGAUGUCCGUCUAGAGCCUGAGCUCUACGACUCCUGUAAGCAGGACAUCGGGAGGCUGUGCCAGAACGUGGCCUUCGGGAACGCCCAGGUGAUAGAAUGUCUGAAGGAGAACAAGAGGCAGCUGACCCAGCGCUGUCACCACAGGGUGUUCAAGCUGCAGGAGGUAGAGAUGAUGGACCCAGAGCUGGACUUCCAACUCAUGAGGGUCUGCAAGCAGAUGAUUCGGCGUUUCUGUACUGAGGCUGAUGCCAAGAACAUGCUGCAGUGCCUGAAGCAGAACAAGAACAGCGAGCUGAUGGACCCCAAGUGUAAACAGAUGAUCACAAAGAGACAGAUCACACAGAAUACAGACUACAGGUUGAACCCAGUGCUGAGGAAGUCGUGUAAGGCUGACAUCCCUAAAUUCUGCCAGAGCAUCCUGAACAAGGCUACAGGAGACAGUGAGCUGGAGGGACAGGUUGUCUCCUGCCUCAAACUCAAAUAUGCAGACCAGCGUCUGUCUCCAGACUGUGAGGACCAGAUCAGAGUGAUCCUACAGGAGUCAGCUCUGGACUACAGACUGGACCCCCAGCUGCAGAUUCACUGCACUGAUGAGAUCUCUCGGCUGUGUCCAGAGGAGGCUGCGGCCCAGGAGCAGACCGGUCAAGUAGAGGAGUGUCUUAAAGUCAAUCUCCUCAAGAUCAAAGUGGAGGGCUGCAAGAAGGAGGUUCUGAACAUUCUGAAGGAGAGUAAGGCAGACAUCUUUGUGGACCCUGUCCUCCACACGGCCUGCGCUCUGGACAUCAAGCACCAGUGUGCUGCCAUUCCACCAGGACGAGGACGCCAGAUGUCCUGUCUGAUGGAGGCUCUGCAGGACAAGAGGGUGCGUCUGCAGCCAGAGUGUAAGAAGAGACUGCAGGACCGCAUCGACAUGUGGAACUACGCUGCCAAGGUGGCCCCGGCCGAAGGCUUCUCCGACCUGGCCAUGCAGGUGAUGACCUCACCCUCCAAGACCUACAUCCUGGCUAUGAUUGGCCUGAGCGUGUGCAUUCUCUUCCUGUUUGGCCUGAUGUGUGGCCGCAUCACCAAGCGAUUAAUGCAGGAGCAGAAGGACAGGUAGAGAGGGGGGCCACAGAACCAGGAUAGGGCCCUCACUCAACAUAGCCCCAGUUGCCCUGACCUUAGCCUGGCUCCAUGUACAAACCAUCUCCUCCUUUUUAUCCUCCUCUUCUACCACCCCCCAGCCCUCCCCGAGACUGGCUUCUAGGGGGGAGCCAGCCAUUCGAGCUUCUGUCAUCAUUGCUAUGCUGUCGGAGGGCCACGUAGGGUGCGGGCCUGGCCUAGAUUACCCAGUCUAUCCUAUAAUGGUUUGUUUCACUGGUGUGAGUGUGGACAUGCGCCGACUGUGAGACCGACUCAUAACCCCUCCACCAUCUCCACUCCAGUGUCUGACUGAUGUUCUGAAGUUAUACAGGAGACUUCUAGAAGGACGCUGCCGCCACCUGUUUGUCCUCCAUCGCUCCACUGCUAACCAGCUAACGCUAACAGACCUGUACCGUCGGGCGGCCCAGUUAGGCCAGCCCGAUGGGGCAUAAGCAAAAAUUCUGGAUUCUGCUUUUGGUUUCUCUUGCAGUGGUUUUCUUAUUUGCUUUAUCUCAUUUAGAGGUAAUAUUUCUUUACAGAUGUUUUCUGUGGGUGGGGUGGAUUCACAAUAACUCUUACUGUUUAUGUGAGAGAGACAGAAAGAACGUCUCCGUACUUAUGUUCUUCCUGAGGCUUUCAAUGAUUUCAGUACUGAUAAAUUGCUUUUAGUGUGAGUGUUUGUGAGAAUGAAAGUGUGUGUGAAAUGGGAGUAUUAACUGUUUUUCUAUUAUAUUGUUGUUGUUCUCCUGAGAGGCCGGUGGGGGGGUUGACUGACUUCAGGUUGCCCAUGUUUAUUACAUUCACUGAUUUGCCAUGAGACUGCCAGGUGUGAACUGUCCUCCACCGACUGAGCCGCAUAGGAGAGGAGUCCAACAGCCUACAGUAUAUUAGAUCAGCCGUACACUUAUAAUAACUGAUGAUAAAUAAUAUUGAUUCAUCCAUUUGUGAUUAUACUGACAGACCUGGCAGUGUAUCAUAGAUGGCUCCAGUGCCAAUGCUAACCGAAUGGGUGGUAUGGUAGAGAAACGGUUAGCAUUGACCAGAUGGCUGGACAUCCAGGCGAGUAGUCACACACAUUUCUCUCAAGGUACUCAGAGUUAACAAUGGGCAUUUCAAAGUUGGAGAGCUGGGUCUAGGUGGUCUGAUUGGACACAACACUGGUGACAGACGGUGCAGAAAGAUAAGUCUAAUUUUGAACACUAACAUUUCCAAAGCUUCCCAUGUAGCAGGUUUAAGCCAAGGGUAUCGGUAGCGGCGUUAGGAUGGUGGUAGACGGGGUCAAGAACAAUGCAACAAAAAAAUAAAGACAAGUGCUUAUA
Salmo salar (Atlantic salmon) is the source of this 4827-nucleotide messenger RNA. RefSeq names its product Golgi apparatus protein 1. The record is from RefSeq and is a predicted model, not a curated record. Gene Ontology annotation, cellular component: Golgi membrane. Gene Ontology annotation, molecular function: fibroblast growth factor binding. NCBI's taxonomy places the organism in Eukaryota, Metazoa, Chordata, Actinopteri, Salmoniformes, Salmonidae.